Messenger RNA from Impatiens glandulifera, 495 nucleotides. RefSeq names its product transcription factor WER-like. The record is from RefSeq and is a predicted model, not a curated record. The transcript has 2 exons. The coding region runs from base 1 to 495 and encodes 164 amino acids. Lineage: Eukaryota; Viridiplantae; Streptophyta; Magnoliopsida; Ericales; Balsaminaceae.
AUGGCUCCUAAAAAUGUAGAAAGGAAAUUGGAGAAGAAGAAUGAAUAUAAUAAAGGAGCAUGGUCUUCUGAGGAGGAUAAAAAGCUUUCUCAAUACACUCAGAUCCAUGGUACAAAAAAAUGGAAUACAGUUGCCAUCAAUUCAGGACGAACGGAUAAUGAGAUAAAAAAUUACUGGAAUUCUCAUUUGAGUAAGAGAUUAAUUAAAAAUACAACUAUUAGAAAUGGUGUUGCUCAAGAUCAGAUCCUAGAAGAGCAACACAAAUUCAUCCAUAACGUUGAGACACAACUUGUUGCUCAAGAUUCGAUCCUAGAAGAAGAACACAAAUUCAUCGAUAACGUUGAGACACAAAGCGAAUUGAGUCAAACGAGAGGACACGAAGAUGCAAAUAAUGACACCAUCACUCCCUUUGAUCCCGACAAGUUUUUUGAUUUCUCUUUAGAAGGAACUUUUGAUUUAGAAUGGGUGAACAAUUUUAUUAAGAUAGACAAGUAG